AUGGACAUACCUGUCGCCUUAGACUUUGACCCGGAGGUACUGUCCGGAUUCCGGGAGGCUCUAGAGGGCAUGCCGCCGUCGUCGGAGCCUGCGGUUGUCUCGUCCGCCGAAGACGAGACACCCAUUGAGCAGGAGCGGGAGGACAUGAAGGACGCGGACGCAUGUGACAUGCCAACGUCGCCGGCCACCGGCGACAUGCCGGAGCUUUCCUGCCUUGUCCGUGCCCGCAUCCUCGCGUUCCAAGAGAAGACGAUCGAACGGAGACGAAGCAAGGGCCGCGACGCCAAGGUGUCGCCCCUGUGGCCGCCGGGAGGCGAGCGGAAGGCGGUGGUGUACUUCACGAGCCUCCGCGGCGUGCGCAAGACGUUCGUGGACUGCUGCGCCGUGCGCAGCAUCCUGCGCGGCUACGGCGUGCGCCUAGACGAGCGCGACGUCUCCAUGCACGCCGUCUUCAAGGCCGAGCUCGCGGACCUCCUCGGGCCCGGCUUCGCAGGCGCCGCGCUCCCGCGCGUGUUCGUCGACGGCCAGUACCUCGGCGGCGCCGAGGACGUGUACUUCCUGCACGAGGCGGGCGAGGUACAUGGAGACGUGCGCCGCCUGCGGCGACGUCCGGUUCGUGCCGUGCGAGACGUGCUACGGCAGCUGCAAGAUCUUCGUCGAGGACGACGACGCGGGCGACAGGUAUCACGACGUCGGCGAGUUCCGGCGGUGUCCCGAUUGUAA
Miscanthus lutarioriparius is the source of this 723-nucleotide messenger RNA. NCBI's taxonomy places the organism in Eukaryota, Viridiplantae, Streptophyta, Magnoliopsida, Poales, Poaceae. The record is from the annotation of a GenBank genome assembly.